CGUGUUGACAUCUCAAGAUGCCGAAAUCUAAACGUGACAAAAAAGUUUCAUUGACACAGACAAGAAAGAAGGGUUUGGAAUGGAAGCAGACUUUCAUAGAAGAGAUAAGAGACUGUUGUGAUAAGUAUGCUCGAAUAUUCACAUUUUCCGUGCAGAAUAUGCGGAAUGUGCAGCUGAAGACAGUCCGACAAGAAUGGAGACACAGCAGAUUUUUCUUUGGGAAGAACAAAGUUAUGUCCCUUGCCCUGGGGAGAUCUCCUCAAGAGGAGUACAGAGAGUCUCUUCAUCAAAUCAGCCGUCAGCUGAAAGGACAGACAGGGCUGCUCUUCACCAACACAACCAAGGAAGACGUCCUCAAAUAUUUUGAUAGUUACCGAUGUUUGGACUUUGCCCGUUCCGGUAACAAAGCAACACAGACAGUCGUCCUCGAGGAAGGACCUAUCCCAGAAUUCUCUCAUUCCAUGGAACCUCAAUUACGACAGCUUGGGUUACCCACAAGUCUGAAGAGAGGUGUGAUCACCUUGUUACGAGAACAUCAGGUUUGUGAGGAGGGAGACAUUCUGACACCAGAACAAGCGCGGAUUCUGAAGUUGUUUGGUUAUGAAAUGGCUGAGUUUCACCUGACUCUUGAGGGUAUGUGGACAAAUAACGGCACAUGGGAGGUGUUCACAGCCAGGCCUGAACCUUUACGACCUACUAAGGUCAGGGUCAAAGCCAAGCCGCGUGAGAGUGGUGAUGACGUGAUGCAGGUGGAGCCCUCUGGUGGCAGUGAUGGGGAGGAAGGGAUUGAAGAUGAAGACGAGGAUACGUGACAUUAGUU
Molecule: messenger RNA, 820 nt
Organism: Liolophura sinensis
Lineage: Eukaryota; Metazoa; Mollusca; Polyplacophora; Chitonida; Chitonidae
Product: mRNA turnover protein 4 homolog
Exons: 8
Coding region: 18-812 (264 amino acids)
Biological process (GO): ribosomal large subunit biogenesis; ribosomal large subunit assembly; rRNA processing
Cellular component (GO): preribosome, large subunit precursor; nucleolus
Molecular function (GO): RNA binding
Source: RefSeq, a predicted model, not a curated record